Messenger RNA from Guillardia theta CCMP2712, 1800 nucleotides. RefSeq lists its product as hypothetical. Gene Ontology annotation, molecular function: DNA-binding transcription factor activity, RNA polymerase II-specific; zinc ion binding. The transcript has a single exon. The coding region runs from base 1 to 1800 and encodes 599 amino acids. The record is from RefSeq and is a predicted model, not a curated record. Gene Ontology annotation, biological process: regulation of DNA-templated transcription. NCBI's taxonomy places the organism in Eukaryota, Cryptophyceae, Pyrenomonadales, Geminigeraceae.
AUGGGCGAUGAAUCUUGGUUCAGAGCUCGCGAAGAAAUCCUUCGGCAGAAGAACUUGCGCGAUAUCUCACUUUUUUCGGUAACUUGCCCAGCUCAAGACCAUAGUGGCAAAUCGGUUUUUAUACCAUGCCAAGCUUUAGCACCAGCAUUAGAAACAUCCUUUCGGUCGUCCAAAACAGCAGAAGGAUAUUAUCGCGGCAACGAAACGGCAGAGCGCUGGAUGCCACUGGAAGAUGCUUGCUUAAAUAUAGAACCCUGGCCAAGAGUUGAAGGUUAUGAUUAUGAUACCUGCCGGCUUGGGCAAUCGUAUCAAACAAGUAUUUUACCCCAACCUUCCUGGCACGGAACUGGAAACAACGAAGCUUUCCACGGAUUUCCUCCCACUGCACAUGAUGGAGUCAGCACGGUCAACUCACUAUCGCAGGAUCUUUCUGAUGAUCAGUCUGGGAUCUAUGAUCUUUCGGAAUCAGAUAAGAGCUAUCGCUCGGUUCCCAUGUCAACAGUUGACGAAUUGGAGAGCUCCAGUCAUUCUGAUUUGAGCGAUUUGAUGCUCGGAGAUUCUGGCAACACUGAAACCAUCGUGGAUCAGAUUAACAAAGAUGGUGAGGCUCAUAACGAUGAUCAGGACCAGGCUCUCCCCUCGUUUCUUUCUCCUGAGAACAAUUCCUUGCGCAUAGUGUUCCGUGUCGACAAACAAGCCAAGCCGUGCUCGUUUUGUAAACAGAGAAAGUUGAAGUGCAGUCGGGUUAGACCGUGCGGGAGCUGCUCGACGAGGAAGAGGGGGGAACUUUGCGAUGCGUCAAUAAGUCUGAUCGAAAAAGCUGAUAUGGCAAGCAUCGUUGAACGACCUAUUCAGUUUCGCAGAAUUCUCGAAUUUGCUGACAGCAACGGCUUUGCCACGACAAUGUUGGCAGCCAAGAGUAUUGGUGUGAACCACAUGCUUGUUCGGAGGCUCUGGGAGAAUGGGCUUGACACGAAUCACAUCAUGAGUAUGCUGGUCAGAAUGCCUCCCAACGUGAAGCAAGCUAUCAACAAUGGAUGCGAUAUGAUGAGCAACGCAUACCUGAAGCUGCUUGCUAAGACGAAGGGAAAGAUUGCUGCUCCAUGCCCACAAUCGACCAUGCAUGGCCGAAGUUCCCUCAUCUUCGAGGACGCGGAGGAGGAGGUCUUGCACGUUCAGCAGUUGAUAGGGCACGGCUGCUGGCUAAUGGUAAGCUUUGACCCUGAAACCGGGCAAAGGACCCGGUGCUCCGUGGGGCCUGACUAUUCAGAUUCCAUGUUGGGGAUACACAGCGAGGAAUUCAUGUCCAGAUUCGCACUCAACGAUCUCUGCAUCCCCAUGACGGAGAUUGACGCCUUCUGUAUAGUGAUUCACAACAUGUUGACCGCUUUGGAGGAGACCAACUGCAUCUACAUCCGAUGUGACCGAAAGGUAGGGGCAACGCACACCCCCUUCAUCAGAAAGCAUUCGAUGAUCCGAGAGGACGACCGGUGGGGGAGGAACAUCCGCCUUAUCUUCUCCUACGAGGUUGAGACCCCACAGUCCUUCGACUUCAUGCUCGAGCAUCUGCCCGAGAAGGUGCGGCCUUUUUCCAGCUUCCUGGGGGACUCGAGGAAGUUUGCUGAGAUUGAGGAACGUCACAAAAGCGACAUGCAGUUCCGUGGGAAGAUCGUCCACUGGAACAAGUCGAGCAAAAAUAGAAAGCGGCUGCAGGAGUUUGGGGAGCACAUCAGAUCACUGUUCGAGAAGGCAACAAGCAAGAUCAACAAAGUACACGACAGCAUUCAUGAAAAGAUUUGA